CUUGAAGGUAGUGACAAUUCAUUAGAGGGAGUAUUCUAAUAAUCUGAAAAUAUUCGAAUUUCGAUGAAUUUUUAAACGUACAAACCAAACAUUCAGACUUAUAAGUUAUGAUGUCUGCUGCUGGGACACCCUCAACAGAUCCAUGGGUGAUUCUAGCUAGAGAAAGAGCUAGAUACGAAGAGCAGUUUAAAUCAUUGAAACCCAACAAUGGUAUCAUCACCGGAGAACAAGCUAAAUCGUUUUUCUUACAAUCCCAGCUACCACCCAUCAUAUUGGGUCAGAUAUGGGCACUAGCAGAUACUGAUGCAGAUGGAAAAAUGAACAUAGAAGAAUUUUCAAUAGCAUGUAAGCUUAUUAAUUUAAAAUUACGCGGUUUUGACGUUCCCAAAGGACUUCCCCCGUCUCUUCUAGCUUCCCUUAAGGGUAAUACACCUCCUGCUAUUCCUCCAUUACCAAAUACAAACCUUGUUCAUCCUCCAACUAGACCUGAACCUCCUAAAAUCCCCCCUAUGCUGACGACACAACCGGUUGUACCACCACAACAACCGUUAUUACCGAAUCUAAUUGGACCAACGUCAAGCAAUAUUCAGGGAAGUGGGAUUCAAACAGGAGUGAUCCCACCUAUGUCUAAUUUUACUACAACUAUUCCUACAGGAAUUGUUCCACCUAUGCAGUCAACUACACCUCUAGUUCAACCGCUUAUUGAUUCAGUACCACCAAUGCCUUCCGCAGUUCCUCUAGUUUCUGGAAUACCUCUUUCUUCAUCUACUGUUCAACCUAUAAUGCCCAAUACUGCUUUAGGAUCAGUUCCAAUGAUACCUCCAGUACCGGUUAAUACUGUUGCACCAUUAACAGGUCCCGGUAUAUCACCUGGACAAUCGGUAGGAGUUGUUAGUAGACCAGGGGCUACUAGUACACCUAGAGCUAGUGUUACCAGUUUGGAAAGGACGCAUUCAAUUGAAUCUGUAUCAAGUCAACCAGAAUGGUCGGUUCCUCAUCAAACAAAGUUGAAAUACACACAAAUAUUUAAUACGACCGAUAGGACACGUAGUGGAUUCUUGUCAGGAGCUCAAGCUAGAAAUGUUAUGGUACAAACGAAAUUGCCACAAAAUAUUUUAGCGCAGAUUUGGGCUUUGUCUGAUAUGGAUUCAGAUGGUCGUUUAGGUUGCGAAGAAUUCGUUUUAGCUAUGCAUUUAUGUGAACAAGCUUCUUUAGGACAUCCUCCUCCAACGAAAUUACCACCGGAUCUUGUACCGCCUUCGUUUAGAAGAACUAGAACUACUUCGGUUUCUAGUCAAGGUAGUGGUGCUCCGGUAGAUCAAGAUCCGGCGUCAACUUUAUUACAACAGAAUUCGUUUGAAGAUAAGCGUAAAGAGAAUUUUGAAAAAGGUCAAGCGGAAUUAGAACGCCGACGAAAAACGUUGUUAGAUCAACAAAGACAAGAAAGAGAGGAGAGGGAAAGGAAAGAAAGGGAGGAGCAAGAGAAGAGGGAGAGAGCUAGACAAGAAGCCGAAAGGAAACGAUUGGAAGAAUUGGAAAAGCAAAUGAGGGAACAACAAGAAAAAGAACGACUAAUAGAAGAAGAAAAAAAGAGACAAGCCGAGCAAAGGGAGGCUGCUAGAAAGGAAAUGGAACGGCAGAGACAAUUAGAAUGGGAAAAACAAAGAUUACAAGAAUUACAGAAUCAAAGACAAAGAGAACAAGAGACUGUACUCAAAUUGAAAGCUAAAAAUCAGAGUCUCACUAUAGAAUUGAAUACAUUGAACGAACAAGUUAGAGAACUGUCUCAAAAAAUAUGUGAUACCAGAAUGGGUGUAUCGAACGUUAAAACGACCAUCGACGGAAUGAGAUCUACAAGAGAUUCGCAAAUGCAAGAAAUGUCUCAACUCAAAAGCAAACUCAAAGAACAAAACUCCAAAUUAUUAGCGCUAUCUCAAGAAAAGAUCAAACUUGAAGCUAAAAAUAAAGUGAACACACUAGAUUCGGAGCAAACGAAGCGAGCCUUCGAAAAUAAAGAAGUUACCAUUAAAAAUCUCAAAACAAAGGUCGAGGAUAUGGAAGGGGAAAUAGAGGGUAAAAUGGCUGACAUAGAAAACAACAACAGCCAAUUGAAGGACCUGAAAACCGAUCUGAAGAAUUUAUUGAACGAAUGCGAACAACUUUACACCGUAUACGAAGUAAAGAGAAAUACGGUUUUAGAAAUGAAAAAUUCCAAUAAAAUCAACGAAUUAGACGCUUGGAAAACAAGUGAUUCAUGGGGACCCAACGUUGAUGAAGCUACAUCGGAAUGGCCGACAGAUAAUUGGAGUACGUCUACUGAUAUGUCGAAUUUACCAGGGGUUGUUAAAUACAGAGCGUUGUAUGAAUUCGUGGCGAGGAAUAACGACGAAAUUUCCUUUCAACCCGGAGAUAUUAUAAACGUGCCGAAGGAACAAACAGGGGAACCGGGAUGGUUAGCUGGGGAAAUCAGAGGACAUACCGGUUGGUUUCCUGAAGCUUACGUCGAACCGAUUGAUGGUAUCGGCGUAAAAGACGAUUUCGGUUCGAAUCAAUCGGCCGGUCUCGAAGAAACUGAAGCUAAACGUUUGGAAGGGAUAGCCGAAGUUCCCGAAGGAUCCGAUACGACUAAUUCGUUCGAACCAACCCCCGGUGUUACGCAGAUAGAAACCCAACCGGUUGUGGUGGAUCAGAAAGUUUCUGAAGAUGAAAUCGAGUAUUACAUUGCUAAUUAUCCGUAUCAAUCACAAGAACCAGGUGAUUUAACAUUCAACGCUGGUGAAAUGAUAGCAGUAAUUAAAAAAGAAGGCGAUUGGUGGACGGGAAAACUUGGAGACGCGAUCGGCAUUUUCCCGAGUAAUUACGUACAAAAAGUCGACGUGAAUUCGACCGCCGCCGCUGCACCAACGGAUACGAUCGUGCAGGAACCGGCGCCUUCUCAACCGCCUCCGGUGCUUUCGACGGCGCUAUCCGCCGAAGCGGUAAAAACAGCUUUGGCUAGCGUCAAUGCACAAGCGCAAGCCGAUAACGAAGUAUCACAAUUAACGAACAAAACUAAAGAAGAAUCUCCAGUACAGAUUAAUUCGCAGGUUUCCAAAAAUAAAAAACCGGAAAUAGCGUCGGUUAUAGCGCCUUAUCAAUCGACCAGUCCGGAGCAAUUGUCUUUAGCUAGGGGUCAGUUGAUAAUGAUAAGGAAAAAAACCGAUUCCGGUUGGUGGGAAGGGGAAUUGCAGGCGAAAGGUCGGAAAAGGCAGGUCGGUUGGUUUCCGGCUAGUUACGUUAAAGUUUUGAAUAGUUCCGGAAGGAUAAGCGGUCGGACGACUCCGGUGUCUACUACACGUAUGCAACAGGAAGUUGUUAUAGAUAAAGUGAUCGCUUUGUAUCCGUAUACAGCUGGCAAUCCUGACGAAUUGACUUUUGCUAAAGACGAUAUUAUUAGUGUAACGGCUAGAGAAGAAGAGGCUUGGUGGAGGGGUGAACUUAACGGCGUUUCUGGAUUGUUCCCCAGUAACUACGUCGCUCCUUUACAAUCUCCCCAAGUACAGCCCGGAAUAAAUAAGAAACGUCGGGAAUGUGUCAACGAAUUUAUACAAACCGAAAAAACAUACAUCCACGAUAUGUCGCUAGUCCACGAAGUUUUCGAAGAACCUCUGAGAAAAUGCAAAUUGAUAUCUCCCAAAGAAAUCGAUGAUAUUUUCGUCAAUUGGCAAGAUAUAAUCGAUUGUAACAAAUCUUUUUUGAGAGAUUUAUUAAACGCGAAUAAAUCUGGUAGCGAUAUGAUCGGACAUAUUAUUUGCAAACACCUACCGGAAAUGAAAGCUUACGUAACUUUUUGCGGUAAACAAUUGGAUAGUGCAGCUCUUUUACAAAAAUUGACCGAAAAUUCGACGGCGUUUAGGGAACAAGUAAAAAAAUGUCAAAAUAACGUAGCAACAAAAGGGAUGCCCUUAUCUUCUUUUUUAAUAAAACCAAUGCAGAGGAUUACUAGGUAUCCUCUUCUAAUUAAUAAAAUAUUAGAAAACACCCCUAAAAAUCACCCAGAUUACAAAAAUCUUCGACAAUCUUUGAAAAUAUCCGAAAGUUUUUUGAAUAGCAUCAACGAAAACGUCAGGUUAAAAGAAAACGAGGACAGGUUAAAUUGGUUGCAACAAUGUGUUCAGAACGAUUUGAAUUUGGUAUUCGAUAGCGAAACUAAUAAAUUGGGGCCACGUCAAUUAUUACAUUACGGCGUUUUCAAUAAAUUGAAGAGCAACAAGGAGUUGCUCGGUUUUUUGUUCAACGAUUUUUUCAUGUUUGUACAGGCUACGAAAAGUUUGGGGGGCCAAUUUACUUUUCAGAUUAACGGAAAUGUCUCCUAUAAAAUUUAUAAGCAGCCAAUUUUAAUGCAGCAUUUAUUAGCAACUAGAGAAAGUGGUGAAAAUAUGGAAAACGGUACCGAUUCCAAUAGAAUUUUGAAUAUACACGACGAAAAAAAUACUUAUAAGAUAUCGCUUCUGGUUCAUUCGGUGAGCGAAUGCAAUUUUUGGAUGAAAAAAAUCGAAAAUGCGAAAGAAACGUGCUUGAAAAUGUUCAAUUUGAAUUUGCAAAAUAAAAGAAAAACACUACCUUAUAGUCGGAGAAUAUUAUCGGUGACGGUACUCGAAGCUUACGAAUUGAUCUUAAAGAAAAGCGACGAAAACGGCGGCAUUUUUAAUUAUUGGAAAGGUAUUUUCGACUGAAACUAUCGGAUUGUAUGAAAUACGAAAAUAUAUUCAUAAAAUGCGAUAUUUCUUUCAUAAAAACUGUAAUUGUCAAAAAAAUCUACAAAAUAAAGACAUUUAGACAAGAGACACCUGGUUAGACAUCCAACAGACAAAGAUAACAGACGGUUAGACAAGAAACAGACAUUUAGACAAGUAAUAGCUGAUUAGAUUUGAAACAGACAAAGAUAACAGACAUUUAGACUUGAAACAGACGGUUAGACAUUCAACAGACAAAGAUAACAGCGGUUAGACUUGAAACAGUCCGUUAGACAUCUAAUAGACAAAGAUAACAGACGGUUAGACAUUCAACAGACAAAGAUAACAGCGGUUAGACUUGAAACAGCCGGUUAGACAUCUAAUAGACAAAGGUAACAGACGGUUAGACAACAAACAGACAAAGAUAAGAGACAUUUGGACUUAAAACACCUGGUUAAACAUUCAACAGACAAAGAUAACAGCGGUUAGACUUGAAACAGACAAAGAUAACAGACAUUUAGACUUGAAACAGACGGUUAGAAAUUCAACAGACAAAGAUAACAGCGGUUAGACUUGAAACAGUCCGUUAGACAUCUAAUAGACAAAGAUAACAGACGGUUAGACAAGAAACAGACAUUUAGACAAGUAAUAGCUGAUUAGAUUUGAAACAGACAAAGAUAACAGACAUUUAGACUUGAAACAGACGGUUAGACAUUCAACAGACAAAGAUAACAGCGGUUAGACUUGAAACAGUCCGUUAGACAUCUAAUAGACAAAGAUAACAGACGGUUAGACAUUCAACAGACAAAGAUAACAGCGGUUAGACUUGAAACAGCCGGUUAGACAUCUAAUAGACAAAGGUAACAGACGGUUAGACUUGAAACAGACAAAGAUAACAGACAUUUAGACUUGAAACAGACGGUUAGACAUUCAACAGACAAAGAUAACAGCGGUUAGACUUGAAACAGCCGGUUAGACAUCUAAUAGACAAAGGUAACAGACGGUUAGACAUCAAACAGACAAAGAUAACAGACAUUUAGACUUGAAACAGACGGUUAGACAUUCAACAGACAAAGAUAACAGCGGUUAGACUUGAAACAGUCCGUUAGACAUCUAAUAGACAAAGAUAACAGACGGUUAGACAACAAACAAAGAUAACAGACAUUUAGACAAGAAACAGCUGGUUAGACAUCCAACAGACAAAGAUAACAGCGGUUAGACUUUAAACAGUCCGUUAGACAUCUAAUAGACAAAGAUAACAGACGGUUAGACAAGAAACAGACAUUUAGACAAGUAAUAGCUGAUUAGAUUUGAAACAGACAAAGAUAACAGACAUUUAGACUUGAAACAGACGGUUAGACAUUCAACAGACAAAGAUAACAGCGGUUAGACUUGAAACAGCCGGUUAGACAUCUAAUAGACAAAGGUAACAGACGGUUAGACAUCAAACAGACAAAGAUAACAGACAUUUAGACUUGAAACAGACGGUUAGACAUUCAACAGACGAAGAUAACAGCGGUUAGACUUGAAACAGUCCGUUAGACAUCUAAUAGACAAAGAUAACAGACGGUUAGACAACAAACAAAGAUAACAGACAUUUAGACAAGAAACAGCUGAUUAGACAUCCAACAGACAAAGAUAACAGCGGUUAGACUUGAAACAGACAAAGAUAACAGACAUUUAGACUUGAAACAGACGGUUAGACAUUCAACAGACAAAGAUAACAGCGGUUAGACUUGAAACAGUCCGUUAGACAUCUAAUAGACAAAGAUAACAGACGGUUAGACAACAAACAAAGAUAACAGACAUUUAGACAAGAAACAGCUGGUUAGACAUUCAACAGACAAAGAUAACAGCGGUUAGACUUGAAACAGUCCGUUAGACAUCUAAUAGACAAAGAUAACAGACGGUUAGACAAGAAACAGACAUUUAGACAAGUAAUAGCUGAUUAGAUUUGAAACAGACAAAGAUAACAGACAUUUAGACUUGAAACAGACGGUUAGACAUUCAACAGACAAAGAUAACAGCGGUUAGACUUGAAACAGCCGGUUAGACAUCUAAUAGACAAAGGUAACAGACGGUUAGACAUCAAACAGACAAAGAUAACAGACAUUUAGACUUGAAACAGACGGUUAGACAUUCAACAGACGAAGAUAACAGCGGUUAGACUUGAAACAGUCCGUUAGACAUCUAAUAGACAAAGAUAACAGACGGUUAGACAACAAACAAAGAUAACAGACAUUUAGACAAGAAACAGCUGAUUAGACAUCCAACAGACAAAGAUAACAGCGGUUAGACUUGAAACAGACAAAGAUAACAGACAUUUAGACUUGAAACAGACGGUUAGACAUUCAACAGACAAAGAUAACAGCGGUUAGACUUGAAACAGUCCGUUAGACAUCUAAUAGACAAAGAUAACAGACGGUUAGACAACAAACAAAGAUAACAGACAUUUAGACAAGAAACAGCUGGUUAGACAUUCAACAGACAAAGAUAACAGCGGUUAGACUUGAAACAGUCCGUUAGACAUCUAAUAGACAAAGAUAACAGACGGUUAGACAAGAAACAGCUGAUUAGAUUUGAAACAGACAAAGAUAACAGACAUUUAAACUUGAAACAGACGGUUAGACAUUCAACAGACAAAGAUAACAGCGGUUAGACUUGAAACAGUCGGUUAGACAUCUAAUAGACAAAGGUAACAGACGGUUAGUCAUCAAACAGACAAAGAUAACAGACAUUUAGACAAGAAACAGCUGGUUAGACAUCCGACAGACAAAGAUAACAGACAUUUAGACUUGAAACAGACGGUUAGACAUUCAACAGACAAAGAUAACAGCGGUUAGACUUGAAACAGUCCGUUAGACAUCUAAUAGACGGUUAGACAACAAACAGACAUUUAGACAAGAAAUAGCUGGUUAGACUUGAAACAGACGGUUAGACAUCUAAUAGACAAAAAAAUAGUAGAAAAACUGAUUUUUUGUCGUUUUUUCUUUGAUUAAAGGUAAAACCCAUACGGAUAACAUCUAUUGCAAGGUGUUGUUGGGUACCCAAGAACAGGAAACUGACGUGGCCAAAGAAAAUAUAAAUAACGGCAAUAACAUACAAAACGGCGCCCCCCACAUUCCGGCUUUGGUGUGGA
Messenger RNA from Diorhabda sublineata, 7854 nucleotides. RefSeq names its product intersectin-1-like. Gene Ontology annotation, cellular component: clathrin-coated pit; cytoplasm; plasma membrane. The record is from RefSeq and is a predicted model, not a curated record. Gene Ontology annotation, biological process: endosomal transport; clathrin-dependent synaptic vesicle endocytosis. Lineage: Eukaryota; Metazoa; Arthropoda; Insecta; Coleoptera; Chrysomelidae. The coding region runs from base 108 to 4715 and encodes 1535 amino acids. Gene Ontology annotation, molecular function: protein binding; molecular adaptor activity; calcium ion binding. The transcript is spliced from 19 exons.